CCAAUCUCAUCGUUAUUGAAUUAUAUAACAAGAGAAAAGUAAAAAUCAAACUGUUUUGCUAUUCUCAUUCUUAGUACUCUCUAAAUAGCCGUAAAAAAUAUUCCGUAUUGAUUCAUGAGAAGCUGCAUUUAGUCUUCCCAAACCCAAUAGUGAGAGCUGCCUGGCUAUACAGUAUGGUAACACGGCCUUGACCAAAAUUCAUUUGUCCCUUAGACUGAAUGUUAUUGUAUACUCAGUGUUACUAGGAGCCACUAUGAAGUCUUUCCUGGAGAAACAGAUAAUUGAAAUUAUUCUUAAUGCAGUCUAAAUUUUUUUCCAUCUUGUCAUUUUGAUGAGAAAAACUUGCAUCUGAAUCCAUGGCAGCCACCACCACAGCCAAAGUGAGCUUGAGGCUCCUGAUAGACACCAAAGGUAACAAAGUACUGUUUGCCGAAGCAUCCAAAGAGUUCGUCGACUUUCUCUGCAGCUUACUGUCUCUGCCUAUGGCAACUGUGAUUAGGACUCUGUCUAAACAGGGCAUGGUUGGUUCCCUCGGGGUUGGUUCCCUCGGGGACCUUUAUGAGAGCAUAGAGAAUUUGAGUGAAUCUUACCUGCAGACUUCGGACGCCAAGGAUGCCCUGUUGAAACCUGACGUUCAUACAUCAGGAGCAGCUCUUCCUCUGUUGUUGCCAGAAAUUCAGACACCCAAAUCUACAUGCUUUUUUGGGUGUGGUCCUGGUGCUUCUUCUCCUGCUUUCGGUAGUACUGCCACCUUUACUUUUGGUGCCUCUCCUAGUUUUGGUGGAGGUUUUGCUAGCGGUUCCUGUUCUUCUCAUGUCACAAAUGAUCCAACUGCCAUUUGUCCUCAAAGUGGAAACCAUAUCAACAGAUCGCUAACGUUUGUCGAUCCACCAAAUAAGAAGACUUGCGCUCUUGAAGGAGGCUAUGUGAAAGGAGGGGUAGCGAAAUAUAUGAUCAUGGAUAAUCUGGAGGUGAGGCCCAUAUCUACUAUUUCCGGCAUCACUAUUAUGCUCAACCAGUUCAAUGUCAAGGAUCUUGGGGCGCUUGAAGAAAAAGUGGUCGAUGUGGGUGUGGAUCAGAGUGUGGAAUUGCUGAAGAUGUCCUUGCAGUCUAAGACUGUUCUUACUGAAGUUUUCCUUGGCAAGAAGUUUUCCUUCGCAAGAAGUUUUCCUUGGCAAGAAGCCUUCAAAUUGAUGAUCUAUAUUGACUUGUUACCCAAGGAGGAAUUAAAUUGCCUUUGGGAGUUGUUCUUUUGGUGUAUUUUGCUAAGGAUCCUUGAAAAUAUCAUGGCUGAUACUAUGUAGUAAAGCUUGGCCUUCUUGUUUUAUCUUGUUCUUGGGGUGUGAAACUGCUCUAGGCAUUGAUUGCAGUAAAAAACUGUGUUUCUCGAUGUAUUUAUGGGGAAGAAGGGUUAAGACUUAAGGAUGUUCUGUU
Molecule: messenger RNA, 1434 nt
Organism: Rubroshorea leprosula
Lineage: Eukaryota; Viridiplantae; Streptophyta; Magnoliopsida; Malvales; Dipterocarpaceae
Source: the annotation of a GenBank genome assembly